This is a messenger RNA of Ictalurus punctatus (channel catfish), 1909 nucleotides long. Its product is annotated as sulfotransferase 1C1. The record is from RefSeq and is a predicted model, not a curated record. NCBI's taxonomy places the organism in Eukaryota, Metazoa, Chordata, Actinopteri, Siluriformes, Ictaluridae. Gene Ontology annotation, molecular function: sulfotransferase activity. Gene Ontology annotation, biological process: sulfation. Gene Ontology annotation, cellular component: cytoplasm. Bases 600 to 1352 code for a protein of 250 amino acids. The transcript is spliced from 7 exons.
ACUAAUGAGACUAAACUAAUGGGAUUGCUGUUCUGCUUUAGUUCUUUAUAGUCUACCAAUUAUCCCUACUACAUAGUAUAGGCCUGAAUCAUUCAUUUUAAACCACUAACUUAUAAAUGUCCUGUUCUGCUUCUAGAAAAGGCGUGAUGUGCUAAAUUUAAUUUGAGUCCUGAUCCAACAAGUCAAGGUUUCAAUGCCACCUUAAUGCAUUAGGUCAGUUUUAGGCACUUUGAUCAUGGUGUAUUUUGGGAAGUAAAACUGCAACACUCUGAAAGGUACAAUAACAGUGGAACAAUUUUCAUUUCAAGUCAGUGUUAUGAAGGACUGUCAUGGUGUCACUUGGAAUCAAUGAGGCUGUUUGCUUACUUUUAGAUAGAGAUGUUUAGAUAGAAAUGAAACAAGUACCAGCCAUUCAAACAGGUCAAAGAUUGCUUUUACGUGAAGGAGAAACGUUGUUAAUUCCACAUUCCGCUUCAUCCUCGUCACCAAUAAUACAGCCGGCGUCAUCAUUAAAACCUAAACUCGCCUCAAAGUGAAGUUCGCUGCUUUGAGCUUUUGAUUGUGACCGCGGAGUCAGAUUCCUGAGGCGAGGAAACCAAAUGAACACAGGUACCACAUGGGCCCAAGAAAUAGUGGAUCUGCUGCUGCAUAAUGGAGAUGCUGAGAUUUGUAAGAGAGCUCCGACUGCCGCACGCUUCCCAUUUCUGGAGAUCCAGUAUCCUCCUCCAGUUCCAUCAGGACUGGACCUACUAAAAACAUUGAAACCUCCCAGAGUCAUCAAGACGCACUUACCCAUACAGCUGGUGCCUGAAGGAUUCUGGGAAAAUAAAUGCAAGGUUAUUUAUGUGGCUCGAAAUGCUAAAGACAACCUGAUCAGCUACUACCAUUUUGACCAAAUGAAUCUGAUUCAUCCAGAACCAGGUUCAUGGGAAGAAUAUCUCCAGAAGUUCAUGGAGGGCAAAUUGGCCUGGGGAUCUUGGUACGACCAUGUGAAAGGUUACUGGAAAGAAAGAGAGAAGAGAAAUAUCCUUUACAUGUUCUUUGAGGACAUGAAAGAGAACCCUCGUCGAGAAAUAGUGAGGAUCAUGCGGUACCUGGACCUGUCGCUAUCUGAUGACAUCAUCGACAAGAUCGUGGAGUUGACGUCCUUUAAUGUCAUGAAGAACAACCCAAUGUCCAACUACUCGUCUGUCCCAAAGAUCAUAUUUGACCACUCCAUCUCUCCUUUCAUGAGAAAAGGGGAGGUUGGAGAUUGGACCAACUACUUCACACCAGCUCAGUCCCAGAUGUUUGAUGAAGACUACGCCAGAAAAAUGGCUGACGUGGACAUUCCCUUUCGCACCAGGAUAUGAAAGACGUCGUUGACAUGAAUCUAAACUGGUGCUGUCAUGAACGGUUUACUAAACACAGAUAUGCAAAGAUCAUUUAUUAGUCUAUGAAGGAUUUGUUAAAAGAAAAAUAAAACUUUGUAAAAGAAUCAGUUAUCUUUUAAAUUUGUAAGGGUUACAGCAUGAAGAAAUUAAUAAUGAGUCCGAUUUAAUAAUGUGUCAUAAAUAAAGACCAUUUUAAUAUUAAAAGUACAAACAAUAUAUAUGGAUUUGUAUCCUUGUCCAGCCUGAUGAGCAUCUUUUUCUAGGUCCUCAGAAAUCUCCUUUGUUCGUGCCAUGAUACAUUCCCACAAAAGUGUGUUGUGAAGAUCAUACUUUGAUAGAACCCUGUGCUUUAAAUAAAACAGGGCGCUUCCUCACUCACACCUGAUUGUCAUCCCAUUGAUUGAAAACACCUGACUCUAAACACCUAAUUUCACCUUCAAAUGAACUGCUAAUCUGAAAUGUUCACAUACUUUUGCCACUCACAGAUAUGUAACAUUGGAUCAUUUUCCUCAAUAAAUAAAUGACCCAGUAUAAUA